Phodopus roborovskii (desert hamster) is the source of this 828-nucleotide messenger RNA. Its product is annotated as keratin-associated protein 14. The coding region runs from base 14 to 520 and encodes 168 amino acids. NCBI's taxonomy places the organism in Eukaryota, Metazoa, Chordata, Mammalia, Rodentia, Cricetidae. The transcript has a single exon. The record is from RefSeq and is a predicted model, not a curated record.
CUCUCCUCUCAUCAUGUCCUGCAACAGCUGCUCCGGAAACUUCUCCUCCCUGUCCUUUGGGGGCCAACUGCAAUACCCUGUCUCUUCUUGUGGUUCCUCCUACCCCAACAAUGUCUUCUACAGCACUGACCUCCAAACUCCCAUCACCCACCAGCUGGGCUCCUCUCUCCACAACGGGUGUCAGGAAACCUUCUGUGAUCCCACCAGCUUCCAGACAUCCUAUGUGGCGUCCAGUCCCUGCCAGAGGCCUUGCUACAGCCAGAGGAUUCCAGUCUCCUACAGACCUUGCCAGUCAACAUUCUCAGGAUCUCUGGGCUUUGGUUCCAGGGGCUUCCAGUCUUUUGGUUGUGGCUACCCAACCCUGAGCUUUGGAUCCCGUGGUUUCCAGUCCGUGGGAUGUGGUACUCGCACUUACUCAUCCCUAAAUCGUGGGUCCAGCUUUUACCGCCCAACUUGCUUCUCUACUAAAAGCUGCCAGUCUGUUUCUUACCAGCCAACCUGCGGAAACGGCUUCUUCUGAUCUUACAUUGGGGAAAUCAGAAAUGUAAAAGAUACCUGCUACCUACUGUGUUAAGAGCCACACUGUCUUUUAAUCUCCUAUGUUAGUCUAGGAAUGUGACUUCUACUCACUCUUUAUGGGUCCCCGUAAUUGGAACAUGUAUUUCAGGGGAGAAAGAUGCUAAAUGGUUUUCUUACCAUUAGAUAGACAUACAAAAACCAAACAUAAUUCUUUCUUCACGUAUAUCUUAGUUAUUUCUCAGACUGUCAAUGCAUUAACUUUACAAAGGGGCAAUUUGUAAGUUUAAAUAAAAAUAGGUGACUGGACAU